GCAGAGCCUCAAUUCUUCUCCAAUGGCGGCUUCUGCUACAUUAAUGUCUAUGGCACACGAAAGAAAAGUUGAGAAUCUGAGAGGUUUUAUGGUGAAUUUGGCGAAAUCAAGAGGCUUUUCCCUUCCUGAGACUAAACGUUUCCAACAGAAAUUCUUGGAUCUGUGUUUAUCCCGUACUCCUGAUCAUCCCACUUAUUCCGCUAUGAUAUUUAUUGCUAUCAUGGAUUUGAAUGAAGAAGGUGGCGCAAGUGAAGAUGUUAUAUCUGAGUUUAUAAAGUCCAAGUACAAGAACUUGCCAUUUGCUCACAAGAGUUUGCUCAGUCAUCACUUAGCUAAGCUUGUGGAGAAAAGAGAGAUACUUUGUGACUGCAACAGCUACUGUUACUCUCUCCCGGGUGAGAAGAAGACUGUUGCUUCCACUGAUGUUGAGAGAAAGAGCGCUGUGAUAACUGUGAGAAAAAAUGAUCAGCGUGUGGGGAAUGAGGUUAUGACUUGCCAAAACGAGGAAGAAAGUGUUGAAAUUUUAAAGUCUGGGGAUCGUAAGGUUGAUUUGUUGGAAGAACAGAGUUUGACUAAAUCCCGAACUGGCUCCAAACGUAAAGCAUGUUGUGCCAUUAAAGUCAUUGAAGUAAGGCACACAGAAGAUAAUGGAGUCAAAGCAGAUUUAAGGGAUUCGAGUAUUCAAACUCCUAGGAAAGAGGGAGUUGCUGAAGAACCAGGAGUGGCUGUUGAAAAUAGUGAGACUGAAGCUAGGAUUGAAGCAAACAGUAGAGGAGGUGAAUUAUAUGAAGUAGCUGUUCAAUAUAAGCAAAAUGAUGUGUUGACGGAAGAGUCGGGUAAAGAAGCAAUGGAAACAAGCUCAAAAGAGAGAAAAGCAAAACUGUGUAGAACAUCUAACACAACGAAAGAAGCAUGUGUGGAAGUGACGAGUGAAGCAUAUAAAAAACUUUGGGAGUGCCAAACCGAAGCAUGCAGCAAUAUCAUUGCUCUAGAGAAAAUGCUUAAACAGUGCAAAGAGAAAGACCAGCAGAACAAAGCUGUUUCAGAAAUUGAUGAUGUUUCUCGUUUGCCUUUAUCAAUGGAAAGCUGCAGAGAACUGUGGAAGGCUGCCCAAAAGAUACAAAACCAGCUCUCUGAGAUCAUCGAUUCCUGUGAUGAAACCGUGGUUCCAUAUUCUGAAUCUCCAGGAUGUGAAAUCGAAGGUAUAAGCAAAGGAUUAUGCAAAGAGGAUCCCAAGAUGAAAACUCCUUGUGGGAAUAGUGGAUCUGAAAAACCCUCCAAACAGAUUGAACAGAAGGAAAGACAGAAGUGUUCUCAAAAGAAACCACAGGUCAAGAAAACGAGAAUCAAAAGACUCCGAGACAUAGGAACAACAGCUGUGAGGAAAUCGCCUCGAUUCAGCUGAUGAAACUCAUAAAAAUAUGCUUCUGAAGAGCAUGAUAUCUUAUAAAGGUUAGGUUGUAAUUUAAUAUCAGUAUCUACAUAAGUGCAACAUCUUGAAGAGUUUGAAUAUAAAUUUUUAGUUUUC
Messenger RNA from Arabidopsis arenosa, 1528 nucleotides. The record is from the annotation of a GenBank genome assembly. Lineage: Eukaryota; Viridiplantae; Streptophyta; Magnoliopsida; Brassicales; Brassicaceae.